UGGUAGCGGUUUCAAUGAAUUCAUUCAACAGAACAGAUUCAAACUCAAACAGACAGUAAGACUUUGUAUUUGCCUCCCUCACCAUUUUCCUCUUCCUUUUUCCUGCCUGCAUCCUUCUCCCUCUGUGUCACUUCAUCCUGACUCCUCCCUCAGUCCACCCCGGUGUCCGCACAGCCUCCCUCCGCUUAUUUUAAUCUCUUCUCAACUCAUUCGUCUUUUGGUUCCACCAAAAAGCCACAGACAGUCGCAGUGUUUCACCUCAAGACAGAAUGCCUUUUGGAGGAGGAAACAAGUGCGGGUGCUGCCAAAAAACCGUCUACUUUGCCGAGGAGGUGCAGUGUGAAGGGAAGAGCUGGCAUAAAUCCUGUUUUCUGUGCAUGGUCUGUAAGAAGAACUUAGACAGCACAACUGUUGCUGUUCAUGUGGACGAAAUCUACUGCAAAUCAUGCUACGGCAAGAAGUACGGGCCAAAAGGCUACGGCUUCGGAGGUGGAGCGGGGACACUGAGCAUGGAUACAGGAGAAGGACUUGGAAUAAAGCCUGAAGUACAAGGUCCUCAUCGUCCAACAAAUAACCCAAAUGCCUCUAAGUUUGCCCAGAAGGCAGCAGGCUCAGAGGUGUGCCCCAGAUGUGAGAAAACUGUGUACGCAGCAGAGAAAGUUAUCGGGGGAGGCAAUUCAUGGCAUAAGGGCUGCUUUCGUUGUGCCAAAUGUGGCAAAGGCUUGGAGUCUACGACCCUCGCUGACAGGGACGGGGAGAUCUACUGCAAAGGUUGCUACGCAAAGAAUUUUGGUCCAAAGGGCUUCGGCUUUGGUCAGGGUGCAGGAGCCCUGGCCCAUUCCAAGUGAGGCCUGAGGCCUCAGCUCACAUGGGACUGGUAUCUGGUGGGUGUGCUCUGAUAUCCCAGCUUCCAGUCCGUUUCGGUCAAUAUCUACCCUCCCCUUUUUGCUACAGGCAAUAACCACUGAUCCAUGCAAUAUGCAGCAUUUUGUGCACAUUCGCCAAACAGAUGGUGUUGCAUUAGAAUCUGAUGCACAAGCUUAACAUUUAAAAAUGUUUUAACUGAGUGUUUAAUGAGCUGACUUUAAAAUUGAACUAUGCUGUUGCGUUUUAAGGGGACAACCACGCUUGUUCAUUUUGAUUUAUAUCUAAAUUAGUUCAAGUGAAAAGAAAAAAACUAUGAACAUAUUUCAAGACUGUGGGGGAAAAAAAAGCUUUCCACGCUGACCUAUGCAUAACAUAAUGUGCAUAUUGUGUUAAGAUGUUCUUAUUCUGCACAGACACUGAAUAAACAUCAAG
Molecule: messenger RNA, 1299 nt
Organism: Menidia menidia (Atlantic silverside)
Lineage: Eukaryota; Metazoa; Chordata; Actinopteri; Atheriniformes; Atherinopsidae
Source: the annotation of a GenBank genome assembly